Messenger RNA from Arctia plantaginis, 2340 nucleotides. NCBI's taxonomy places the organism in Eukaryota, Metazoa, Arthropoda, Insecta, Lepidoptera, Erebidae. The record is from the annotation of a GenBank genome assembly.
AUGAGUACUUUUAUGUUAAUUCUCCGUAUCUUCGUUUAUGUAGUGAUUGUGUGUCCGGUUGUGUGGUCUCAUACUCGCGUGGAGAGAAGACACGUGACGCGUGGACAAGAGCACCUUCACAAGCAAGAGCCUCCGUGCGCCAGCUGUCCUCGUAAUGGCAGGUGCGUCCCAAAGGUGCAAUGUCCUGCCCACCUGCGCCCAGGUUCAAAUAAUCCAUCUUGUCACAUGGAUAACUUUGUGGGCGUCUGCUGCUUAACAGGAAGUCAGCACGCUGGUGAACACGAACGAAAGUCGCGAACAUCUUCUUCCAUCAGCGUAGAAGACAUCAAACUCUCCCAUGAUCAUUCUCGAAAGAAACUCGCGCAAUGGAUGAGCAAUGCUGAAAAACUAGCGGACAAACCUGUCCAUACCAUUGUUAAUACCACUACACCAAGUUUUGGGCAUCAUUUAUCUCUGGUGACUUAUGACCCCCGAGCAAAUAAACUGGGGCGCGGUGGCCUCAUGAACCUGUUCGCCACACAAGAUUUGAAGGCACGUGAUGCGGUCACUGACGAUGAGUUACUAUUGGGUCUAACUGGUGAAACUGAUGGUCCAUUCUGCUUCCCACAACCUGUUUGCCAGCCUAAUAGCCGCUACAGAAGCAUUAGCGGAGAAUGCAACAGCCUCAACUUUCCCACUUGGGGAGCGGUACAUACUGGAUUUGAGAGACUCCUACCACCGGACUAUAACGACGGAACUUGGGCUUUAAGAAAAGCUAAAUCUGGCCUUCCUCUUCCAAGUGCAAGGCUUGUCAGUAGUACUCUGCUCCUAGAUGGAAGUCAUCCAAGCCCGACCCAUAACCUGAUGUUUAUGCAAUUUGGGCAGUUCAUCUCUCACGACACCAGUGCUGGCGUUGUUUUUAAUACCGGAAAUGGCAGCGCCAUAUCGUGUUGCACAGAAUCUGGAAGUCUCCUUCCACCAGAGCUCCAGCACUUCGCCUGUGCACCUAUAGUUGCUGCCACAGAUGAUCCAUUCUAUAGUGAUUUUGGGCAAACUUGUCUAAAUUUUGUGAGAGUUCAAAUCGCUCCAGCAAGUGAUUGUUCCAUUGGAUAUGGCAAACAGAUGAACGGUGUAACUCACUUCGCUGACCUCUCCCAUCUCUAUGGCUCAUCAAGAGAGAAGUUAUCAUCGCUCAGGGCUGCUGAAGGUCUCCUAAACACCUUUAAUGACUAUGGGAGGGAGUUGCCUCCGCUCACUGAGAGGAAAGAGUGUAUGUCAGUCGCGGAAGGUGCUGCUUGUUUUGAGUCAGGUGAUAACCAUGGCAAUCAAAUCAUCUCGCUGACUGUACUUCAUACGAUCUUCACCCGCGAGCAUAAUCGCAUAGCUAAAGCUCUGGCAGUCCUCAACCCAGGCUGGGAUGAAGAUACUGUGUUCUUUGAAGCGAGGAGGAUCCUGCAGGCGGAGUUCCAGCACAUUAUCUAUAAUGAGUGGCUGCCAUUACUUCUGGGUCCUCAAUUAAUGAACAUAUUUAACCUAUCACCGGCUCCAGAAUACUCUUCUGGAUACGACCCAGGGCUCAACCCAUCGCUUACGUCAGAGUUCUCUACGGCUGCCAUGAGAUUUGGACACUCAGUGAUCGAUGGAAAAUUAAUGAUCCCAAGCCCUGCAAAAGGUGGAAUAUAUGAGACGAUCUCAAUUCCUGAAGUAAUGUUCCAGCCGACAAGGAUGCGACUGAAACACUUCUUGGAUCGUCUGCUGAUCGGUCUGGCUUCACAGCCCAUGCAGACUGUCGAUCCUUUCGUCACUGAGGGAUUAACUCGAUAUAUGUUUCACGGCGGUAACCCGUACGGCAUAGAUCUGGCUUCUAUCAAUAUCCAGCGUGGUCGUGACCACGGUGUGCGCUCCUACAACGACUAUAGGCGGCUCAUUGGUCUGCAGCCGUACCUGGACUUUCAGGAAUUUUCUCCUAGUGCUGCUCAACGCUUAACCACGGUCUACGAAAGACCAGAAGACAUAGAUCUAUGGAUUGGAGGUCUUCUAGAAGAGCCAGUGGAAGGAGGUAUAGUGGGCCCGGUGUUCGCCAAUAUCAUAGCUGAUCAGUUCGCGAGGCUCAAAAGGGGGGACCGCUAUUUCUACGAAUAUGGACCGGAUAUUAAUCCAGGAGCUUUUACUCGAAGCCAGUUAGCAGAAAUAAAGAAGGUAACGAUUUCCCGGCUGAUUUGCGACAACAGUGAUGGCAUAGAGCUGUUCUCCCAACCGCCUGCAGGUUUCCUCAGAGCAGAUUUACUUGGAAAUGAACAAGUCCCCUGCAGCAGCGCCAGAAUACCGUCCAUGGAUCUGAGUAGGUUCAAAGAAAUGUAA